Molecule: messenger RNA, 882 nt
Organism: Paramecium tetraurelia
Lineage: Eukaryota; Ciliophora; Oligohymenophorea; Peniculida; Parameciidae
Exons: 3
Source: RefSeq, a predicted model, not a curated record
AUGAACUCCAUUGGUCCAGAAGAGAAUAAGCCAAUUUUAAGAAUGUUGUUGGCAGGAGUAGCUUCAAUUGCGGCAGGGGGAUCUACUCAUCCAGUUGAUACAGUUAAGGUGAGAUUGCAGAAGGAAGGAGAAGGAUAGUCUUCUGUUAAAAAAUACAAGAAUAUCAUAAGAGGAUCAUAUGUAAUAUACUAAGAGGAAGGAAUGCGUGCAUUAUACAAAGGAUUAUCAGCAUCAUUAGGUAGAGAAGCUACGUAUUCAACUUUGAGACUUGGAUUGUAUGAGCCAUUUAAGCAUAUGAUAUCUAAUGAUGGAGAGAAGACUUCCUUGGGAGUCAAGUUUUUCGCAGGUUUGAUGUCUGGGUCUACUGGAGCAAUUGUUGCAAAUCCAUGCGACGUUUUAAAGAUUCGAUUGCAAUCUAUAUCUGGCCAUCAUCAAUCAGUAUUUGCUGAAAUUACACAAAUAUUACAUCAUGAGGGGAUUCUGGGUUUGUAUAAGGGCACAAUGCCAAAUUUACUGAGAGGAGCAAUUCUCACAGGCACCAAAAUGGCCACUUAUGAUUAGACUAAAUAGUGGUUGAAAGAACAUUUUGCAUUCAAAGAGGGAUUCAGUCUUUAGUUCGUAUGCUCGUUUGCUACAGGAUUGAUGCUCUCUAUUACAACUGCACCUAUGGACUUAAUUAAAACCAGAAUCAUGUCUUAAGAUGCUGGUCAUAAAGUUUAUAAUGGACUGAUGGAUUGUGCAAUCAAGACAUUUAAAUAGGAGGGUCUAGGUGCAUUCUAUAAAGGGUUUUUCCCUUAAUGGAUAAGAUUCGGACCAUUUAAUAUUAUAUAACUUAUUGUUUGGGAAUAAUUACGGACAUUUUGUGGAAUUAAAAAUAUAUGA